Penicillium longicatenatum is the source of this 618-nucleotide messenger RNA. RefSeq lists its product as uncharacterized. Bases 1 to 618 code for a protein of 205 amino acids. The record is from RefSeq and is a predicted model, not a curated record. The transcript has a single exon. Lineage: Eukaryota; Fungi; Ascomycota; Eurotiomycetes; Eurotiales; Aspergillaceae.
AUGCCUGCAACCCCGAGUUCUCCUCGCCAAAACAGCCGGCCUGUCACUGGUUUCAGGUUCACCGGAAAAACACAAAUUUCAACUCCGCGGCCUUUAUCUCAUCCUGACUUUGCUCCUGUCCUCGAAUACCUCGGGCAGAAAUUGCAUCCUCUUGUCAGCUGCACCACUGCCCAAAUCUCUCUAGAUUUCCCUCCGACUAUGCUUUCUUACCAUCUACUCACAAACACUCAGCUCGAUGACCUCGCACAGUAUUUCCACCAGACUUCACCUCCUGUACCAGAAACCUACAUGUACCCAUCUCCAAUCCAGAACCCAUGGGUUGGUAUUGAGGCCCAGAGGGAUGUCGAUCUCGAGACCAAGCGUCGCCGCUUUGGACACUUUAUCGGGCUGCGAGGCUGUGAUCCUCCAGUGGCGGAGCAGACCUCAUCCUUAGAGCCAUGCCAGAUAGAUCUUGGAACAAUGGCACCGAUCACGGUUGAUGAGUCUAUAUCAAAUCUCAUUGCUCCGAGUAUGGAGGGUCAGAGUGUAUGGGAGAUGCUGUUAUUUAUGGAAAGAGAGUGGUAUGCGGCUCUGGCACAAGCGCAAGCUGAGCAGUAUCACUCGUUUGGGUGGAAAUAA